Molecule: messenger RNA, 1025 nt
Organism: Anoplophora glabripennis (Asian longhorned beetle)
Lineage: Eukaryota; Metazoa; Arthropoda; Insecta; Coleoptera; Cerambycidae
Product: protein ALP1-like
Exons: 5
Source: RefSeq, a predicted model, not a curated record
GAGUAGUGGGGGCCAUUGAUGGAACGAAUAUAAAAUUCAAAGCCCCCCUUGAGCAGCAAGAUAGCUACAUCGAUAAAAACGAUACUCAUAGUAUUAAGCUCCAAGCAAUAUGCACAUCACAAAAAAUUUUUAUCAAUAUAAUGGCUGGUUUCCCAGGAUCCGCUCAUGAUUCUCGGGUCUUUAAAAAUUCAGAAAUUUACCAGGAACUAUUAAGAGGGAACAAAAGAAAGUAUUUUCCUACAGAAAAUUAUCAUCUUAUUGGUGACAAAGCUUACCCAUUAAUGGAUUGGCUAAUGAAACCUUAUUUAGGAGAUGAUAGACAUCUGACGAGACAACAAAGAGCUCACAAUUUAGCACACAGUCAGACAAGAAUACGGAUAGAACAUUGUUUUGGACUUUUAAAAGGCAGGUGGCUCAUAUUACAAUAUGUGAAUGUAAGGACAAUAGAAAAGGCUGUGAAAAUAAUUACUGCAUGUUGUGUGUUGCAUAACUUCUGCUACUUAAAUGGAGACACGUGGGAUGAAGGAUUAAUUGAUGAGGAUGAGACCGAUGGUGAAUAUGAUGGUGAUGUGGAGCAGACUGGGAUGAAAAAAAGGGAAAUUUACCAGGAACUAAGAGGGAACAAAAGAAAGUAUUUUCCUACAGAAAAUUAUCAUCUUAUUGGUGACAAAGCUUACCCAUUAAUGGAUUGGCUAAUGAAACCUUAUUUAGGAGAUGAUAGACAUCUGACGAGACAACAAAGAGCUCACAAUUUAGCACACAGUCAGACAAGAAUACGGAUAGAACAUUGUUUUGGACUUUUAAAAGGCAGGUGGCUCAUAUUACAAUAUGUGAAUGUAAGGACAAUAGAAAAGGCUGUGAAAAUAAUUACUGCAUGUUGUGUGUUGCAUAACUUCUGCUACUUAAAUGGAGACUCGUGGGAUGAAGGAUUAAUUGAUGAGGAUGAGACAGAUGGUGAAUAUGAUGGUGGUGUGGAGCAGACUGGGAUGAGAAAAAGAGAUCAGAUUUCUCAAUUAUUUAGAUAA